This is a messenger RNA of Umbelopsis ramanniana AG, 1118 nucleotides long. RefSeq lists its product as uncharacterized. The transcript has a single exon. The coding region runs from base 452 to 1105 and encodes 217 amino acids. The record is from RefSeq and is a predicted model, not a curated record. NCBI's taxonomy places the organism in Eukaryota, Fungi, Mucoromycota, Umbelopsidomycetes, Umbelopsidales, Umbelopsidaceae.
UGAGGCAAGGAUCUAAACCUUACUGGCGUGAGGCUUUCGUUAUUGCCCAAUUCACAAGUCACACCUUUGUCAAAUUGGGGGUUAGGUAAAAAGCUUAUUUGGAUGAAGUGAUGCUGGGCUAUUUUUGCGCUACGCUGUGACAGCUUCCAUUGCUGUCGUGUGGCUGUAAGCGCACAAGUCACUUGCACCAUUCGUAUUUAAGCGACACUUGUACUGUGGUGGUAUCUUCAUCUCGUUCCAGCUCACACUAUACAGCACAAUAUGUCUAUUAAUUCUCCAACGUUUUCCCUGAAACUAAGAAAGAUAUCGUCCAUAGUCGACGUCGCAGUUUGUGGUAUACUCUUGCUUGCUCUUCUUGCUCGGCACAAAUCAAACGCUAGGUUGCACUACUACCUGUUGGAACUGGCAGUCAUUUGUGGAAUAAUCUUUGAUGCCUUAGCCCUUCAUACCCAUGACAAUUUUUCUUCUAUUUUCGGACCCAUCGUCAACAGCUAUGGCCGUCAUGAGUGCCCUCACUUUACUACUUACUCAACUCGCUGGCUUGUGGGCAAUGCAUUGUUGCUCUGAAAUCUACCUUGGGAGUCGCGACAUAUUAGCAAGCAUCCCUGCAAUACUUGGAACCCUCUGGCUUAUCGUGGUCACAGUCCUUAUUAUUGUGGUUCGCGUGGUAGUUGGCAACAAUGCCACUUUCAAUGCUCUCACAUUAUCAAGGAUCAUCUUUUGGGCCUCCCCUGCAUUAUCUAUAUGGUCUGUUCUAGGUCUCAUCUUCAUUCGCGUGUUGGCUACUCGAGGUUCUCGACAGCAUUAUGGCAUUAUUAGACGAAUAAUGACUAAUGAUUGGGAGCUCUUGGCUUUUUUCAUUGUACUCGUCACUCUUUACUCUGUCUGGAUGGUUUUCAUAGGAUAUUUCCCAUUUUCUAAUGAUGUCGUUGAAAGAUUGGCACAGAUUGAUCUCGCAUUGUCAAUAUUAUUAACAAGAGUAAGUCUUCUGCUCUUCAUUGGAUUCUAUACCAGGUUAUCUGCAAUGGUGCCUAUACAAGAACGAAUGAAGAUGGAAGAAGACAUAGACGAGCUGACAAUGCCAAUGCCAAUGCGUAAUUUUUAGAUGGCACAAUUUU